Molecule: messenger RNA, 1320 nt
Organism: Cyprinodon tularosa
Lineage: Eukaryota; Metazoa; Chordata; Actinopteri; Cyprinodontiformes; Cyprinodontidae
Product: gastrin-releasing peptide receptor-like
Exons: 3
Coding region: 19-1095 (358 amino acids)
Biological process (GO): G protein-coupled receptor signaling pathway
Cellular component (GO): membrane
Molecular function (GO): G protein-coupled peptide receptor activity
Source: RefSeq, a predicted model, not a curated record
CGGUGUCCUCUGCUCCAGAUGGAGGACCAGUUCAUUCCUGCGUUAGAGGACAGCAGAGCUUUGCUCCUAAAUGUCUCCAAGGUGAUGGUGGACUCCGGCGCGGAGCGGCACCAGUACGCAGUCUGGCUCCCGGGCAUCGGGAUCGCUGCCGUCUACGGGAUGAUCAUCCUCGUGGGUCUGGUCGGAAAUGUCACGCUGAUGAAGACGUGUCUGCUGGUGAAGUCCAUGCGCACGGUGCCCAACCUGUUCCUGUCCAGCCUAGCUCUGGGGGACCUGUUGCUGCUGGUGACCUGCGCCCCUGUUGAUGCCAGCCGCUAUCUAGUGGACGAAUGGCUGUUCGGGCGCGUGGGCUGCAAGCUGAUCCCCUUCAUCCAGCUCACCUCGGUCGGGGUCUCCGUUUUCACCCUGACUGCGCUCUCUGCUGACCGGUACAAAGCAAUUGUCAAACCCCUGGACAUCAACAGAUCCAAGGCCACACUGAGCAUCAGUCUCCGUGUGGCUACGAUCUGGCUGCUGUCCAUCACUCUGGCUAUUCCCGAGGCCAUCUUCUCCGACCUGCACUCCUUCACCACCAGCGACACGAACGAGACGUUUGUAACAUGCGCUCCCUACCCCCACGCUGGAGAGCUGCAUCCAAAGAUCCACUCCACUGCCUCCUUCCUCAUCUUCUACAUCAUCCCCCUACUCAUCAUUUCUGUUUACUACUUCUUCAUCGCUAACAGUCUGAUCAGGAGCUCAGCUGAAAUCCCUGCUGAGGGACAUCUGCAUCUGCAGAAACAGAUCAAGUCCAGGAAGCGUUUGGCCAAAACCGUGCUGGUGUUUGUCGGCUUGUUUGCUCUCUGCUGGCUCCCCAGUCACGUCAUCUACCUUUACCGCUCCUACCACUAUGACCAGGUGGACACCUCUCUGGCUCACUUCAUUGCCAGUGUGUGCGCACGCAUCUUGGCAUUCACCAACUCCUGCAUAAACCCAUUCGCUCUGUACCUGAUGAGCAAGAGUUUCAGCAAGCACUUCAGGAAUCAGCUGGUGUGCUGCAGCUCUCCCAGACGCCUGUACAGCCAAAACAGUGCAACCACAAAUGUAACCUCCGUCUGAAGCAGUCCUGUGUCACCCAAACGCAGCAGUGUGCUUUACAAGGACUACUACCUUUGAGUCAAUUGGACUAUUUGCUAAACAAUCAAUUUAGUAGAAAAGAAGCGUUAUCAUGAUGUAAAGCAGGUGUGAAUAUUGUUUUGGCUAUUAUUACACUUUAAUCAUAAAAUUAAAACGCAACAGCACAAUUUGAGAAAUUUAAAUUAUAUUAACUUGCUUUUAUUGCUU